AUGGCAUUUAUGACCGAGAAGCCAAGGCGGUGCGGUUUGACCCAACAGAAGGAGCGGGACCUUCUCAGAGUUGAAAGGAUGUUUUUGGGCAUCCAGCAGGCUCGGCGCGACUUGGAGGCUCGCGGAGCCCUCGCCGAGAUCCAGAACAGUUGGAACGACCCGGCACCCCCUAUCCCCUCCAACGAAGAAGACCCCGCACACUUGGGUGUCCCCCAGUACAGAGUGGCAACGUUCCUGAAUCAGUUGAAGAACAGCUCCACCUCCAGUCACAACGAUCGUGAGGAAAAACUACCGCCACCUGUAGAGGAACAGUCUGUGGAAGCUAGCCGGAAGAGGGCCAGUGGCAAAAAGACUGGGAAAAACAAAAAGUCCUCGUUGAGAGAGGGCAGGCUUCACCCAGAGAGAGGGAAGAUUGAAAAGGUUGAUGAUGGUGGUGGCGCUACAGCUUGCCAACACACAGAGACUACCACUGACAGAGAGCCUAGAAAUGAGAAUCACGGUCCGAUACCACCUCCAACAGUUCCACUGCGUGUACUGCCAAUGGGUCCGCCGGGCGGAGUCCCUCUCGCUGGAUACACACUCAGACCACACCCGGGAGGGACAGGGGUAGUAAUGUGCGACCCUUCCACGGGUGUACCCCUAAUGAGAUCAUCUGGGGGUGUGCCCCUGGUGGGGUGGUCGGCGGGUGUGCCCUCAGGACUGCAGAUGGUACCGCCUAGUAUCCCUCCGGUCAUCCAUAUGCCGACUGCCAUUCCUCUGGGACACACCCCAGCCUCUCCCACCGUCCCUCCUCCACCACCACCACCAGCCCCUGUGUCUGCUGCCCAGUCAGAGGACCAGCAGGAGAGAGCUGCCUCCACUGGUGGACCCUCAGUCGCUGAUGUCGCCCUACAGACCAGCUUCACUGCUGAAAAGACUCCUCACCUUGUUCAAGAGAUUUUGCCUCCACUGGACAUCUCUACUUCUCAAUCAUCUGAAUCUACUGCCGAGAAUCCAACACCACACGGUGACGAUGAUGACAUCGAGCCGUUCGGGAUCUCGUUACCAGGAAAUCACGCAGGGUUAUCCCCAUCAGAAGACGAAAGACCAGCACCUCCUCGUCCUCCGGCCUGUCGUCAUCUCGAGGAGGAGAUCGACAGAGAUUUGUCGGCGGAGAAAGUCGGCCACAAGAUAACGGAAUAUCUGGAGAACGAAGGAAAGGAAUGGGCAACUCGAGAGUUGCUGACACGGGUGCUGGCCGCUGCAAGAGAUCGGUCACAUGAGACGUCAUGUGACCAGAAUCCCGGACACCGAUUGGUCAAUUCUCCAAACUCGUGUUCGACGUGUACCCUCUCCCCACCCUCCCACCCCCAGCGACCCUACACAUCAGUACCACCGCACACCGACAUUGCAACCGCAGCUGGUGGAAUAGGAGAUGUGCGGGAGAGUGUGUGGGGAAGAGGAGGAGGAGGAGGAGGGGGGUGUGAGGGUGCCAGGGGUGGGGGUGUGGUGGAGGCAGUAGUGAGGGAGGUGCUGAGGGAGAAGGUGACUGAAGCACUGAGAGAGUUUCAGUCGUGCCACGACCACGAGGAGGAGGAGGAGAGAGAAGAUGGAGGAGAGACGAUGGUGGCUGUUGGUUCUGAAAACAAAGAAAGUGUGUGCAGUUAUGGUUCCUCUCAGAGCACACCUCGAGUCCCAACUCCUUCCCUCUCCCCUCUCCCCACUUCCCCCUCCCUUCCUCCCCUUCCCCCCUCCCCACCUCCACCGGAUGAAGACUCUUCACUCCAUUCUCCUCUACCACAGUUAGCCACACCCACUGCCACGCCCCCUAUCUCACGGAAAAGUGACUCGACCGAAACGUCACCUCGUACCAUUUUAUCUACACCACAAGAAACGGAGGAAGACAUGUCAGCAACUACUUCAGAAGGAUGGGGGAAUACUCCGACCUCUUACCUCAAAGGAGACUCCAAGGAACUUUCUCCUCUCGCCACCCCCACCCCCUCCCCUCCUAACCAGACUCCGCCCACUCCCACACCUCCCUCUCCGACGACAGAGCCCGACGAACCCACCCCCAUGCCCUCUCAACCUCCCCCAAAACAGUUAAGCUUGUCUGAGAGCUCCUCUUCCUCCACCUCCCCUACCACCACUUGCACCGAGACACACCCUCCCCACCCUCACAGCCUCACCACAGUCACCAAUCUCACCACCGACCAAGAGAUAUCGACAGGAGAGUGCCUGCUCCAGCGACUACCUCAGUCUGGUGCAGGUGCUAACUCUCUGAGUGAGGGAGAAGCUGCCUUGUCACCUGGGGAUGCUCGCUGGUACUCUACCUAUGCCACCAAGAUGGGGCCAUUACAAAAUCAGACAAACAACAAGAGAAAAAAGAUGUUGCCUGCAGGGACUGCUUUCCUGGAACUGAAGAGCUCACCAGAUUCACUUACCGACACUUCGAGACAUUCCAGCAGCUUCCAGUCCGACACUAAUGUCCUCAGUGAGGGAGAAGUGAGAGGUAGAGGAAGACGUGGGGUGGGCGACCCUUUAGAUCGCUUCCUAGCCAAUCUACGAUCCUCCCCGGGACACGAUUCCCCCUCCUCUUCUUCCUCCUCCUCCACUCCCUUCACCUUGUCUUCCUCUCGAGAUAACACUCCCUCGGAUGUACUCUCUGUCAUCAGCAGAGAUAGUCAAGACGGUCGCCACAGCCGUCUGUCCGGAGGAGAAGUGAGAGGGAGAGAGGAGAGAAACUCAACACCACUGAGACCUCCUGGAAGAGGGGAGAAGGGUAUCCGGAGGACUCCAUUCACAGUCGGCUUAGCUGGGGAGGUCAUGGGGUCACGGGGGUUGCCGUACCACCGAAAGUUUCCCCUCGAGCAGAUCAAAUCUGCAUCUCCAGGAGAGGCAAGGGCCAAUGAGUCAGGGAAGGGAAAGAAAUCUGAUUUGUCGGUGAGCUUUGUUCAUUCUGAGGGAGAGCUCAACCCAGUUCUCUGUGAGCACCCAGUGGACAACAGAGAAAAGAAGGCAACCCAACAACCACUACAAGAAACCGUGGCAGCGUCUUCUCCUGGGGAGAUCAGGGUGAGGCUCACCACUCGAAACAAGACCAGAGACGGCAUCGACGUCAUUCGAUUAUCUAACCAGAGCUCUUCAUCCAGUCACAGUCCGAGAGAAGUUGACAAGCCACCGUCACAGGACACCACGUCAGCUUCUGUCGGUCCCCACUCGUUCCCGUCAUCCCUGCGUGAUUCACCUGCCCUUGCUCAGCAUGGACGAGUGGCUCCUGUCAGAAGAAGGCUACGAGUUAGCAGUGAACUGGGACCAGCGCGGGUUAUAACUGUCUCGCCUGCCCCACUUGCUCUGAGCAGUGAUGACAAGGAGGCUGCUGAUGAUGCUAGAUCUAAAGAGUUUACUGCUCAAGACUCAAACGACUAUGCUCCCAUUGGAGAAGGGGCAACAAGGAGUGAUAAAAUUACGGAGCUAAACUUGGGUGAGGGCGAGGCAUCCACUGAAGAAGAUAUGUCUCCUGAUGCAACCAGACCUCCACCGCUGGAGUCUUUUAUCUCUCCUUCACCAUCUCCUCCUCUCCCUUCAUCUUCUCUCCAAACCACCCCUCCACCUCCUCCCCAAACCACACCCCCUUCUCUUCCCCAAACUACACCUCUACAUGUCAAGCCUGGAGCAUUACCUAGUGAUGCUACUGAUAUUGGACUAACGCCGCGAUUAUUCUGGGACACAGGCCCACCUCAACCCGCCAAUGUUCCUCCUGCAGCGAGAGGAAAGGCUCAGGUCGGUGGGUCCUCUGUGUCCCCAGGCGGUAGGACUCAACUACAGAUCUCCGUGCCAACUGGGAUGACAUCAUCCGUGGGGGAGGAGUCUCCACCACUUAGCCCUGCCUACUCUAGUGACUUUGAGUUCUCCUCUAUAUCCCAACCCACCUUUGACUAAAAAGCUUGUAUUCACCGUGCAUACAUUCUACUCUCAUUCAAGUUUCCCGCGUA
This is a messenger RNA of Geodia barretti, 3971 nucleotides long. The record is from the annotation of a GenBank genome assembly. Lineage: Eukaryota; Metazoa; Porifera; Demospongiae; Tetractinellida; Geodiidae.